CACAGCGUCACUGCGCGCUGCCUCCUCCCGCCCGGAGCUCACCGUGUUCGGCUCCUCCUGACGUGGCGAUCCGCUAAAGGUCCGCCGGUUCUUCCGUGGGCUGCUGUGAUUGGGUGGAUGAUCUUUCGGGCAAUAUUGACGGAAAAUUUAAAUACGCAGGUGGUACCGGCGGCAUGGGACGGGAGUUUGCUUUAUGUAAAUAAAACAGAAGUGAAACCGUGUCACUCUGAUCCGGUCCCAGGGCGCAAACAGGCGCGAUGUUUGGCAGAUAGUUGGAGGAAAGUUUGGAUUUUAAACUCGAGGUGCGCGGUCAUGCCUCAGCUCUCGGCCACCGCGGUGCUGCAGCUCGUGCUGCUGCUCUCCGCCGUGCCCGCGCAGUACUUCAUCUCCCGCUGGAGCGGCUCCACGCCUGCGCAGCGCUUUCACGCGAGCACGAGGUUGCUCAGAAUUUGGAGAGACUGGAGAGCGUCAUACCUCAGCAGCACAGUGUGGAGGGACUGGGCAAACCAGCAGAUGUCCAAAGUCAUGUCUUUGCUCGGCUUGGAGGAGAAAGUGCCUCUCGACUCGCCUGCCAUCGAGGAAAUGAUUUAUGACAACGACCAGGAUUUCUUUGGAGCCUCGAAGACGGUGCGCAGCCCUCGCCCUCCGUAUGUGUUUCUGCGGGUCGGAGAGGUGGUGAUGGAGAGGAAGGGCCACAUGGUGGGCGUGGUGGUGAGCUGGGACCCCGAGAUGCGAGCGCCUCCUCAGUGGGUCGACAAAGUGUACUCCAGUGCUGAGGGCCUCAAAGCAGAGAAGACCCCUCAUUAUAAAGUGUUGUUCAGCGGGCCGGGGCCCUCCUCCAUCAUGGUUGGAUACUUGCCUCAGACACAACUGGAGCGCAUCACUGGGAUGAGGCCGGACAUUCCCACCUUGGAGAAAUACUUCACACAUUUUGACGGCGAGCGGUUCAUCAUGCAGCCCUGGCUCAAAGAGCUGUACCCCGAGGACGGGAAGGAGGAGGACUGACUGCUCGGCUGCGUGUGUUCAUAGAGGUGACACCAGAUAUGAGAGAGCGUGGACAUGGCUUCGGUGUGUUUCUCACCUUUUAAAGGUUUCUUGAAUCUGUCAGUGUUGAAAUGAGUGAAAGUCUCAUAAUUGAGCAGAUCGAGGAUCAUUUCUCGAUGUGACGGUGUCUUUUGUGGAUCUGAAGUAACUCUGAGACUCACUCAUGAACUGUUCUUUAUUUCUUUGAGAUGUAAAAAUAUAAAAAUGUUAAUUUCAUGUGCCAAAAAAAAUGAGCAAAUCCAACGCAAACAAUUAACUUAAAGGGACAUUUCACCCAAACAUAAAAAAUACGUAUUUUUCCUCUUUCCCGUGGUGCUCUUCAUCAGUCUGAAUAGUUUCGGUGUGAGCUGCUGCAGGUUUCGGCUGUAGAGAUGUCGUCCUUCUCUCCAAUAUACUGGAACUAGAUGGCUCUCGGCUUGUAGUGCUCAAAAAAAUACAUUUUAAAGACUCAACAGCAGUGUCUCUUCCCAAAAAAUCAUGACCCGGUUACUGAAGAUAAUCCACAGACGUCAGUGAGAGCAGUUUCAUGUAGGAACUAUUUUCUCUCUAUCAAAAUUCACCUGCCAAGUGUUCAAACAUGCAGAUUCACAGCAAGGUAAAACGCUGAAAAUGUUCUUUAUGUAACGUAGGCAACAUUUGUCUUUUUAUUUAAUUUUUUUUUUUUUUUUAGGUGGCUUAAAACUAAUCAAUGAAGGCGGAGUUUGAUUAUCUGUAGGUGACGCAGCAGUUUUCUGUCCCGAAGUUAUUAAUAAUAUACGUAAGUUUAUUGCAAUCAGCUGAAAGAGGGCAUAUCUCCACCUGCCGUGACAGAGUCGGACAUACGUCCAUCUAGAAACGGAUUCUUCCCUGGUGGUUCAAUUUAAUGGCGUAAUCAAGUUUUAUUCGUAGCUUGACUAAACUGCAUGUAAACGUACUGAAUGUUGACAUUAUGGCCAUCAAGACAAAUAAAUGCAUGGAAAAACCUGCAGGGGCCGCUAAGUGUAGCAAUUUAAUUUUUAUUCAAACUUAAAAAAAAGUCUAAAUUGAUAAAUAGCAUGGUUUUUUUUUUCAUUUUGGGGUGAACUGUCCCUUUAACGUGUGCCUGAUUUUACUGAUUUGAAGUUAAAUUAUGCCCGCAAAUGCUUAAAAUGACAAAACUGCUUUAAAAUCUGAAGUUCUUUUUCUGUUUACAAAACUGUGUUGGCUGAGGAAGAAAAAAAAAAAGCACUUUUAUUCAGCCAUCACAGCCGAGCAAUAAAAUACUUCAAACUGUGA
Messenger RNA from Plectropomus leopardus (leopard coralgrouper), 2298 nucleotides. RefSeq lists its product as uncharacterized. Gene Ontology annotation, molecular function: DNA binding. The record is from RefSeq and is a predicted model, not a curated record. Lineage: Eukaryota; Metazoa; Chordata; Actinopteri; Perciformes; Serranidae.